Molecule: messenger RNA, 661 nt
Organism: Camellia sinensis
Lineage: Eukaryota; Viridiplantae; Streptophyta; Magnoliopsida; Ericales; Theaceae
Source: RefSeq, a predicted model, not a curated record
AUCGAUAUGGAUGAAAAAGGGCCAGGGAAGAACAAGAGAAUGUGGACAGAUGAAGAGGAUAGAGAAUUGGUUUAUACUCUUUUUGACAUGGUCAAUACAGGAAAUCACAAGGCUGACAAUGAUUUCAAGUCAGGCUUUCUUGGGGUGCUUGAAGGAGUGUUGCAUGAGAAGUUUCCGGGGUGUGGAAUUAAGGCUAAGCCACACAUAGAAUCUAGGGUCAAGACAUUGAAAAGGGACACUGGAACUGUGUUUGAUAUGGUUAACAGAGUGGACUGCAGCGGAUUUGGAUGGGAUUCCAACACAAAUAUGGUGGUUGCUGAAAAACAAGUUUGGGAUGGCUAUGUGCAGGAAAAGAUGUGAUGAUUCCACCAAACUAGGGGCGUGGAAGUAUGUGUGUUGGGAGUACAAUGCUCUCAUUUUGCGUGACUCUAUUUUGUAAGCCAAUGGCUGUAAUUGUGUUGAGUUGAAACUCCAUUUUGUGUAACCAAGAAUGUUCUUGGAUAAAUUUGUAAGCCUGCAGGGUACUUAUUAUUUGUUUGGCUUCCAUUUCAUACUUGUUAUAAAAUGCACGUUUGGGAUUAGAACUGGGGCAUUGAGAUGUGAACAAUAUGUAUUUGGCAUUUGGGAUUUAAUGGAAAUAGGAGUAUGGAUUAGUUAGCUA